CAUGUAUAUAUAUACAUAUUUCUUUGAAGAUGUGACAUUGUUCUUUGUAACAGAAACAGGGUAUAGAUAAGAUAGCUACUACUUCCUUUCGCUUCCGUUAAAUUUAUAUCUGUUAAACGUUAUUAUGAAUAUGAUGCAGCAUGUUUUUAUAUUUUCUUCCGAGUAAGAGCUCGUUAAAUUUCUACCAAUUGAAUGUUUUAUUGUAGCGUUUAAAAUUUAUGACAUCAAAAAUUUUUGCCAAAUUAUAUGUUUUAUUUAUGUUCAAUUAAGUUUAUUUGCGAAAUGUACGUACUUAACUAUACGUAGUUUACAUUAUUCUUUGUUAAAAAGACUGCAAUAAAAAUUAAACUAUGGGUCAUAAGUGGCAAGUAAUAUGUACAAUAGGAUGACGAGAGUAAUAAUAUGUAAUGACAGCUUAUUGUGUCGACGUCGCUCCAGAGUCCUACUCUACGGCGAAAAGAAUAAUGGAUUUGACGUGUUAUAUCAUAACAUGAAGCAUGGUGUAAUCGCGAGCAAGGAGUUGGCUGAGUUUUUAAAAGAGCGAUCAGCCAUAGAAGAAAACAAUUACAAGCUCCUGAGUAAGGUAGCUAAACAAGCUGGCAAUAGUAGUAGUACGCAAGGAACAUUUGCGCCUGUUUGGGCUGCUUUAAGAGGCGCAGCGGAAAAACUUGCCGGCUUGCACUUGCAGAUGGCCCAGAAGGUUGCCGAACUAAUAAAAGAUGUAUCAAAAUAUGCGGAUGAAUUACAUAAGAAACACAAGGCUGUAAAAGAGGAAGAAUCAUCCACAUUGGAAGUCGUACAAAGUAUACAAAGUAUUACCGUAACUUUACAUAAAGCUAAAGAUAUGCGUAUGCAAAAGGGUCUUGAGCUGGAAAAAUUGAGAAAGGACAACGCCAGUCAAAAGGAAUUAGAAAAAGCAGAAAUAAAAUUUAAAAAGGCACAGGACGAUUAUAAAACUUUGGUCGAUAAAUAUAUGGUGAUCAGAAAUGAUUUUCAGACCAAAAUGACUCAAGCAUGCAGGCGAUUCCAAGACGUGGAGGAGACACAUUUAAAACAUAUGAAGGAGUUUUUAAAUAUCUACGCCGAUGUUUUGCAAACGAAUCACGAACAAGUUGGCCAAGUGCACAUAGACUUCAAACGCCAGUGCCUGGAUAUGACAGUGGACAAGUUAUUAGAACAAUUUGUUCAAAGCAAAUAUACAGGUUUCGAGAAACCAGGUAUGAUCGAAUACGAAGAAGUCAUGACAGGUUUAGGGGAAAUAACCAGUCAUUCUCAAUCGGAAAGCAACGUUGAGACACCUAAGGAAACAUCGAAAGGAGCAAAUGGAGAAACAGGCGUUGCUGGUAACAUUCACAGUUCAAAAAAAGAUCAGGGAUUAAAGGGGGAGGGUUGUCAGGUGGACGAGGAAAAGGGGAGGGUACAAGAGAAAGAGAAAGAAAAAGAAAAAGAGAAAGAGAAAGAAAAAGAGAACGAAAGACUGAACGAAAGGGACAGAGAACUGUCACAUGCACAAGCCACCAAGGCUUCCCGCCGUACUACCUCGCUACUCAACCUGUUCAUGUCCAACUCCCAGGACAAACAGAAGCAAGCAGGGUCUGGUUCGGCACCUGCAACUCCUCAGGGGAACAACCUGCCUCCUGCUGUUCCACCUCCCAGCAUCUCCAGGAACCCUCUCAGAGGAUCUAAAUGGUUUCUUCGCAGCAGGAGAGAAAAAAGAAAGGAAAAGAAAGCGAAAAAGAAGAAGGAUGUCGUGGAAACCAGCAGCAACAAAGAAGAAAAGUCUGACCUGGAGGAUAAGGAGGACAGUAGAAAGUCCGAGACGCCGACGCCGGAGGUAGACGAAGACGGUUUUUGUAUUAGGCCAAAAUCGGAGCCAUGGGAGGACGAGAAAGGAUUUUAUUCUAGCUCGGACACCGAUUCCGAGGACGAAAGGGAGAGAAAGAUCAGGGUGGAAAUCAAACCUCUGAGCAACGGUGGAGCACCCAUGAGUGCCAGCGUGGACGAAUUAAGGGCGACCGUGGAGAACCUGUCGUUAUCGCCUGCACCGACGGGACGCAGAGGAUCGAAUACCGAUUCAGAUCAUCAGAUGAAAAGGUCUCAGUCAGUGUCACAGCAAUUAGGAGGUAAGCCAAGCUCGGAUUUACUUGGCCUAAACUUGUUCAAUCCCAGCAGUACACCAUCGAGCGCCUCAACGCCGACCGGUAGUCAUCCGUACGUGUCGUUGCAAAGUCCUCCGCCAUUGUCUUUGUCACCGACGCCUCAACCACAGCCGCCGCAAUCCGCACCACCUACGCAUCCUCACUCGCGAUUCCCCGACGGAGACUUGUUCUCGGAAGUGGGAGACAUCACUCCGGCCUUACCACCGAAGCAGUCCGCAUCUUCCACCCCGACAGGGUCUAUUAUCAUCCCUAGACCCCCGUCCCGGCGAGGAGAAGGUCCUUCGCCGAGGGGUAGAAUGUCACCAGCGACGAUAUCUCGGGCAGACAGCGUAGCCAGUUUGGAAUUUCGAACAGCCGGCGUCGGCGUUGGUUCUUCCAGGGGACCUUCGCCGCUCACCAUAGGCCUGGCGGAUACCAUUCCUUUAGCAGUGGCGUUCCACGAGAUUGUUCACUCUUAUUUUCGGGGUACCGACGAAACGCGAUGUCAGGUGAAGCUUAGCGGUGACAUGAUGCUGUCUUUCCCGGCCGGUAUCGUCGCUGUGCUAGCGAAUAACCCGAGUCCCGCGAAGCUAACGUUUCGCGUGAGAAACAGUAACAGAUUAGAGAAAUUGUUUCCUAAUAAUCAGCUGGUCAGCAUGGACGUUACGCAAACGACCGUCGACAGUACAAUUUUUGAAUUCAACAUGAGUGCCUUAACUACGCUGUUACGCAAACAGGCCGAACAAAAUCCCUCGGCUUCGUAUUUUAACGUCGACAUACUGAAAUAUCAGAUCAAGUGCAAGGAAGGUGCGAGCUCUUGUCCGUUUCAGUUGGUGGCUUAUUGGAAAUGCGAAACGACUCACACCGACCUUAAGAUCGAUUAUAAAUACAAUAGUCGCGCUAUGGCUUCUCCGAGUCCACUGCUGAAUCUCCACAUAGCGGCGCCUAUAGACGGGGGCUUCAAAUCGUUGAACAGCAAACCUCAAGCUCAAUGGUUACCGGACACGAACCGUGUGUUGUGGAAAUUUACCGAGUUAUCGCAGCACAGCGAAGGUAACGGUGUGGGCUCUUUGAAAGCGCGUGUCGAGCUUGGACACGGGCCAGGAAAUCAAGGAACGAUAUUCACGCAAUUCAAUUGCGAAGGGACCACGUUAUCCGGAGUUGAAUUCGAGCUUCUGGGCCCGGGAUAUAGAUUAAGUUUGGUGAAGCGUAGAUUCGUAUCCGGCAAAUACAUGUGCGACGGAGAUUCCGACUCGCGGAGUAGAUACGCCGCUCCGCCAUCCAACGUGGAUUGACGACUUCCAGAUUGGGCGUGCCUAUCGGAGAGCCUGCCCAUUUAAUAUUGGUACUUGCUUGUUUACUCACUGCCCAUACCACGACUAAAUGUCCGUUCAAAACCGAAAUUGUCGUGGAAGGGAAACCUGUUGGAUACCAAAGAAUACGUGCGACGCGAACUAACGAGGUUGUCAAGUGGACGAAUAAUGAUUUGUACAAAAGGAGCAACUGCGUGCUUUCGAAGUAGCAGGAUAGAAAGUUCGUUCGUUUUGUAAACUCGAAAGGAUCUUGCGUAUCGUUAAUGAGAAAUGAAGGAAGCCGUGUUAGACCUUGGAAUAGAAACGU
Molecule: messenger RNA, 3758 nt
Organism: Megachile rotundata (alfalfa leafcutting bee)
Lineage: Eukaryota; Metazoa; Arthropoda; Insecta; Hymenoptera; Megachilidae
Product: F-BAR domain only protein 2
Biological process (GO): clathrin-dependent endocytosis; clathrin coat assembly
Cellular component (GO): clathrin-coated vesicle; clathrin-coated pit; cytoplasm
Source: RefSeq, a predicted model, not a curated record